UGCUGCAAGCGCUCGCCUUUACUAGAUAGCCAUUUUCAGGAACUCUUAGCUUCGGGCACGUUAUAGCUGGAAAAUAUAUCUACUGUAUAUUAUAUUCUUCUGUAACAUUUGCGAAUAAUUUCACGUUAUAUUUGCAUUGACAACCGCCAAGAGUCUUUCUUUUUAAUCGGAUCUAUUUACCAACCGCGAACAGCCUCAAGUUUAGUAUUUCUUUUUUAUCACAUUUAUCAGAUUAGACAUUUAAUGGAUAUACGUGGUCGGAAUGUCUGCGAUUUCGUCGCGGAGUUUCGAAAUUUGACCGAAGACGUAAAGAAAUCGCGAUCGAGGCAGACGAAAUGGUUUGCGAAGUACGAGCCGUUAUUGAAGGAAUACGAAAAACUACAACAGGGACUGAAUAAAUUGUAUAAAGAGAGAACUGCCAAAGAUAAAGUCAAGGAUGAUGCGUUUAUCGAAAAAGAGAGAACGUGCUUGCCGAUACCGAUCACAACUAGCGGCGAGUACGGCUGGCUCGCAUCGAAACCGGAGUUUCGCCUGGAGAAGUAUGGCUCGUACAUUGUAAAUUAUCCUAUUCCUUCCAAAGACGUAACUUUUAUUUCGGGAAAUAUACCGACACUCGCGGCAGGCAAGAGUUUUGUGUUUGACACCAGAAAAAAAAAUUUAAAUUUUGUUAUUCCAGAGUAAUUCAUUUCAAGGUACGUUUAAUUCGGAGAUUUAUUCUUACCUCUCGUACAAUUAUUAAUUGUCAGUCUAUUGGCGAUAAUCUAGAACGAUGACUGUAGGUUUAUCGAAUGCAAACGAUAUAUACACGAUAUUACCCU
This is a messenger RNA of Formica exsecta, 818 nucleotides long. RefSeq lists its product as uncharacterized. NCBI's taxonomy places the organism in Eukaryota, Metazoa, Arthropoda, Insecta, Hymenoptera, Formicidae. The transcript has 3 exons. Bases 244 to 681 code for a protein of 145 amino acids. The record is from RefSeq and is a predicted model, not a curated record.